AUGGCGUCACCCACACACACAGAAUGGCCAAAGCACACGCGGGAACCAGGCGUCGAGGAAGGCGAAGAGCGUGAAGAGCGUGAGGCGAAGCGCGUGCGCCUGUCCGAGCCUCCUUACCAUCACACUCCACCUGAGGGCGAACCGGAAGUUGACAGCGACUUUGAGCCUGAACACGAACACGAGCACGAGCACGAGCAAGACGACCACCCGGAUCCUGGUAGCGCGCCGAAGAGGGAGAAGAAGAAGCGCGUGCGCACCGAUCGUGAUCGAGAGCGUGAUCGUGAACGGCGACGAGAGCGCGACCGCGCCCGCCGGGCAAGGCAAGCGGCCGAGCGGGAGGAGGCCAAGGCUGCUGAGGCGGAUGCGGCUGCAGUCGAGGCCCAGCAGGUUAGGGAGGAUACGGAAGAAGGGGAAUAUUGCGUCUGUAACGGCGCGAACGGCGAGGAAGGCGGCACCAUGGUCGGAUGCGAGACGUGCGACAACUGGUUCCAUCCCGCAUUCUGCUCAUCGCGCUGCGCAUUCGCUCAUGCGCGUGCUCUCCUCUCCAACGUCGAGAAGAAGGAUGUGAAGGCGCUCGAGACAGCACUAUCGGCGUACCCCUCACCCGCGCCAAUUGUCAGCAUCGACCGGGCGGACGACCACAGCCGCGCCGUGCUAGAGGGCGCACAAGACGCCGCGACGCUAGCACUACUCUCCUCCCUCCAGCGACAGAGCGCCGACGCUGAAAGAGCACUCGCCAUCCUCGCCCGGCGGCAGGCCAUGCUCGCCUACGCCGUUGGGGUUUGGGAGAGUCUCGUGCCAGGGGUAGUGGAGGAGCCCAAGAAGCGGAGCAAGAAUAAGAAGCGAGACGGGGAGAAGGAUCCGCGGCCGUGCGGAUUCGAUCUGCGGUUGGUGUGGAGCGAUGCUGAGGUGGCUGUGUGGGAUGGGAGUGAGAGAGAGGCCACCCCUCCGCAAGAAGAGGAGGUGGACAAGGAGAAGGAGACGGCGCUUGAGCGCGCGGCACGGCUGGGGCUGUGUGCGGUUGGACGUAGGUGUGAGCGACACGCUGGGUGGCAGAAGACACUGGCGGUGCAGCUCGAGGUUGAGGCGACGCAGCUCACGCGGCGGCGGGACGAGCUUGCCAUGUUGGGCGAGCGGAUUGAGCGUGCAGGAACGACGGCGGUUGCGGCGCGCCGCGCUCGCAAUGAGAUGCACGCCGCGCUGGAGGCCAAGGCCAAGACCAAGACCUAG
Messenger RNA from Cutaneotrichosporon cavernicola, 1230 nucleotides. RefSeq lists its product as uncharacterized. Bases 1 to 1230 code for a protein of 409 amino acids. The transcript has 4 exons. Lineage: Eukaryota; Fungi; Basidiomycota; Tremellomycetes; Trichosporonales; Trichosporonaceae. The record is from RefSeq and is a predicted model, not a curated record.